UGUUUUAUAGAUGAUAUCGUCGUCUUCUCUCAGACAGCAGACGAGCAUGUAACACACCUGCGUAACGUGCUAUCCCUGUUUCGAGAUCUACGCAUCACAUUAUUACUAAAGAAGUCGUUUUUAGCGUACCCGUCAGUUAAGCUACUCGGGUAUCAGGUAGAUAGGUUUAGAAUAGCGACGACGGCAGAACGGGUAGUAUCGAUAAAAAAUCUAAAGUUCCCUAAAAACUUAAGGGCCCUAGAACAAUACCUAAGGAUAACAGGCUACCUACGCUAA
Molecule: messenger RNA, 276 nt
Organism: Amorphotheca resinae ATCC 22711
Lineage: Eukaryota; Fungi; Ascomycota; Leotiomycetes; Helotiales; Amorphothecaceae
Exons: 1
Source: RefSeq, a predicted model, not a curated record